AUGUUUAAGAUCAAACGAAAAUCUCAAUCACCAUCGACAUUACCCUCAUCAAGCAAUGUUAGUCGUAGUACUUUAUUUGUUUCGUCUUCUUCUGCUUGCUCUACUCGUCAUUACUAUAAUAACGUGUCAUUAUCAUCAUCGAAUUCUGUCUCUCCACAAUCAACCGUUUAUAAGAAACUUCAACGUCAACAACGUAUUGAAGAAAAUGCCGCAAACAAUCGAUCCACAACACGUGCGAAACAAUUUCUUGGCUAUUUUCGUUGUUGCUGCUAUCAUUUUUGUUCAUGCACAUGUGAAUGUUCCAUUCCGUCAAAUCUAUCUCAAAAUGAUAAUACUUCAUCAAUAUUUAACAAGAAAAUUUGCGCAAAUCAUUUACGUCGAUAUAUAUCCGAACGAGUCUUAAUUGAAAGAAAAACUAGUAAACAUUUUCUUCCUAAAUUAAGUUUCCUUUUCCUUUUAUUCUCCUGUCUAUUUCCGUUAACGAUUGCGACCACAUUGUCACCAUCGCCAAUAACAAUUGCAAAUCGUGACAUAUAUAUCUUCAGUGAUUUCGGUUUAAAUACUUCCAUAAACUUUUUACUCUAUCGAAAACCGCAAUGGCAUGCCGGAUGUUGCUUACGUUCGAAAGACACACAAUCGUCCGUCUGUGAUGUUCUAUUUAAUUCGACAUUUAAUGUAACGUAUGAAAAUAAUCUAAUAGAAAAAAUUUAUAAUGUAGAUUUUCUUAAUAAUCAAACAUUAUUUUGUCAACGUUAUAGCGAAUUUCGUCAUCUAUCACGAAAACACUUAGCUGUAUUUACAUAUUUUACUGUUACAAUUGGUAUACUAUUAAAUACAUUUGUUUUUCUUGUUUUAAUAUUUGGUUCAUUAAGACGAUCGACAUCAUUUACAUUAUUUGUUGCUUUAACAUGUUUCGAUUUAUUAAGUUUAGCGUCAAGUCUAUUCGCACAAUUAUUUCGUACUGUAAUGCCUUUUUUAAAAAAUUCGGCAUUAUUUUGCAAAAUGUUUGGAAUAUUCUUUUUAUAUUUCCGUCAAUGUUCAUCAACAACAUUAUUAUUAAUUGCUAUUGAACGUUGCAUUGUUAUUAAAUACCCAUUUUGUCGGCACACAUUUAAUAAAUUUCGCCUACCAUUAUUAACUUUUAUUAUGUUUAUAUUUGUUGUGCCAAUUCCAUUUGAUUUCGUUUUUUAUACAAGCGGUACAAUACAUUGCGAAGCAUUCAAUACAGCAGAGGCUGAUCGUUAUCAAAUAUUUCGUGGAUUUUUCACUGUAUUUUCAUAUGCUAUUCUGCCAUUUGCUGGAAUAUCAAUAAGCAAUUUAUUAAUUAUAAUAGAACUUAAAAAAUCUAAACAACGUUUUAUGGUUAAAGGCAAAAAUGGAACAAUGAGACGUUUUUCUACACACGUAGGGGAAAAACGUGGUACAACAGUCAUGUUACUUGUCGCUUCAUUUGCAUUUCUUGUUCUACUCGGCCCAUUCUAUAUACACUGGUGUGUGGCAUAUCUAUUUAAUGAUUAUCCUCAGUGCCAUUUUACACGAAAUCUAUACGAAAAUGUGCAAGUUUGCAUGGGCGUAUUUCAUCCAUAUUUAACCGUCAUUGAAAAGGGCAUGCGUGAAUCUAAUCAUGCUAUUAACUUUCUUCUCUAUUGGGCAACAUCGACACGUUUCCGCGCAGAUUUUGAACGUAUAUGUCGCCGUUCGUUCUAUCGUAUAUUCGGUACCGCUAUAAUAUUUUUAUUUAAACAUAUAUGUUUUUGUUGCACAGUCCCGUCAUGCCUGGCCGCACUCGAACGGCAUGUGUCAGAUACAACAGAUGUCGAUUCAUCGUAUGAAACGUUCCGCAAGAAUCAAAUGGCUUAUAAAACGUCCCAUUACUAUUCAAAUUUCGAACGGCGGCGACAACAGCAACUAGUUCAAGCCACAUUAUUGAAUAGUUCAAUAUCAACAGAUGCAAAUCUAUCUCCGACAGCUUCAUUUCAUACACUAGCAGAAAACACAUCUAAAACGGUACGAAUACUAACAUGGAAUCCACAUGAUCCGAUGAUACGCCGAUUGGAAAACAAACGCCAAGCGACUAGUCUAUCUAGACAUCUUUCAACAUCAAACGCUGUUUAA
Molecule: messenger RNA, 2115 nt
Organism: Rotaria socialis
Lineage: Eukaryota; Metazoa; Rotifera; Eurotatoria; Philodinida; Philodinidae
Source: the annotation of a GenBank genome assembly